This is a messenger RNA of Olea europaea var. sylvestris, 1544 nucleotides long. RefSeq names its product transcriptional adapter ADA2-like. Gene Ontology annotation, molecular function: chromatin binding; protein binding; transcription coactivator activity. Gene Ontology annotation, biological process: regulation of transcription by RNA polymerase II; chromatin remodeling. Gene Ontology annotation, cellular component: nucleus. The record is from RefSeq and is a predicted model, not a curated record. NCBI's taxonomy places the organism in Eukaryota, Viridiplantae, Streptophyta, Magnoliopsida, Lamiales, Oleaceae. The transcript is spliced from 7 exons. The coding region runs from base 358 to 1146 and encodes 262 amino acids.
UCAAGGUCAAUUGCCUCAGGAACUCCCACGUGUGAAGAAGAAAAUGGUGCAAAAACAGAGUCUCCAUCAACUGCAAGGAUCAAGGUCAGGUUGGAAGAUCAAAGAAAAGAGGUAGGUUCCGGUGAAGGUUCUAGCUUUGCAAACACAUCAGCUGGGGUGCUUAAGGGGGUGUCUAGUAUAGUCCCGUGUAAGGAUGGUCAUGACAACAUUAAAGUGGAAGAUAGGAGCAUUGGGGAGAAAAAGCCUAGGAUUUUUGGGGAGAAGGGCCCUUCUGUGAAGGAAUUAAGUGGCUACAACUCCAAGAGACAGGAGUUUGAGGUUGAGUUUGAUAAUGAUGCUGAGCAGUUACUGGCUGACAUGGAAUUCAAGGAUACAGAUUCUAAUGGUGAUCGUGAACUAAAAUUGCGUGUGUUGCAUAUAUACUCAAAAAGACUUGAUGAAAGAAAACGGAGGAAAGACUUCGUAUUGGAAAGAAAUUUGCUUUAUCCCGAUCCUUUCGAAGAGGACCUGACCAUGGAAGAGAAGGAUUUAUGUCACCACUAUAAGGUGUUUAUGCGAUUCCAUUCCAGAGAAGAACACGAACGAUUGCUGAGGAGUAUUAUUGAGGAGAAUCGGAUUUUGAAACGGAUACAAGAUCUUCAGGAAGCCCGAGCUGCUGGCUGCUGCAAAUCUGUUGAGGCGGAAAGAUACAUUGAACAGAAGAUAAAAAAGGAAACAGAGGAAAAUGCCCGUAGAGUAAAGGAGGGUUUCCAGGCUGUUUCCAGUGGCAAAUCCUUGCAAAGAUUAAGUCAGAAAGGAGACGAUAUGAGUCCGUGUGGGAGUAUCAGGAGCCCUAGUGUACCAGAUUCUGAGGGAAACUAUCUUUCACCAACCACCAAGGGAAUCGCCCUUUCUAAUUUCUCAGAGAAUUGGGAUGUCACUGGAUUUUUAGGAGCUGAUUUACUCUCUGACUCUGAGAAAAAGCUAUGUGGGGAGAUCAGAAUUUUACCAACGCAUUAUCUCAACAUGCUGCAGACCAUGUCGAUGGGGAUUUUAAAUGGAAACAUAACUAGUAAAUCCGAUGCACAUGGCCUGUUCAAUGUCGAUGCGAGCAAGGUGGAUAAAGUGUAUGACAUGCUUAUGAAGAAGGGUAUUCUUCAAACAUGAGCAUAAUCAUUUCAUUACAUGCUCGUUGCCAAUAACUUGAAGGGAAUCUGUCUGAGAUUCUACUAUCUGGAAAAGGUAAAAGAAACUUUUGGAUUGUUGCGCUCACUCUUUUAUCUAGCGAUACCUUGGGAUCCUUUGUGGAGGAUUUGUUGUGAAGUGGUUUUUUACUACCCGUAAAUAAGUAGUGUAUGGAUAGUAAAGAUUUAGCAGUAGUAUGUUAGGACACUAAGCCGAUAGGGUAUACAAAUGUUAAUUUACUCUGCAAUUUACCCAAAUGUAUCACACUUAAAACUCGUCAUACAUUGGAGCAUUGUCUUCUUAAGGUAGCUUGUAUGUUUUUUGGUUAGGUUCUGUUGUGAGUGGAGCUUUUAAAUCUUCAUAUAGACUAUCUUGUAUUA